This is a messenger RNA of Exophiala oligosperma, 1171 nucleotides long. RefSeq lists its product as uncharacterized. Lineage: Eukaryota; Fungi; Ascomycota; Eurotiomycetes; Chaetothyriales; Herpotrichiellaceae. Gene Ontology annotation, biological process: retrograde vesicle-mediated transport, Golgi to endoplasmic reticulum. Bases 235 to 1077 code for a protein of 280 amino acids. The record is from RefSeq and is a predicted model, not a curated record. The transcript is spliced from 2 exons.
GGACAUUUUGUUAGGAUCAAGACCAAGCCAUCAUUACUUCUUGGGACAUUUACUUGAUCUUUCAAUCUUUGACCAGAUACUCCCUGAUAUCUUGCUUGUGAUCGGUGAAAAGUCAGUUCAUUGCGCCAGAAUCCCUCUACUUUAGGCCGCUGCAUGAUCUGCCUACAAUCUGCACUCGAGUAGUAGGUUGCCACAUAACACAUUCUGACACCCUGAGUUCUCUUUGACCACACAAUGGCGGACACCGAAGAAACUCCAGCGCAGCGCCAGGCUAGAAUACGAAGGCAGAAACGGGAAGCAAAGAUCACAGGCUCAGGGACUGAAAGAUUAGACAAGAUCACCAGACUGAGUGGAAGGACGCCAGAGAGCAUGCGACAUGAGUCUCCCGCGAUGACCCCUCGAUCUUCGACACCGUCGGAACUUCCCUCACCUCCUAAUACAUUGCAAGAUCCCUCUGUGAAUGCCACCCCGGAACAAAUUCGGGCACAGGAAGAGUUUCUGAAGGCAAUGCUUCGACAGCCGAUGCCACAAGAAGGGCAGGCGCAACAACAACCACAAGCACAGGAAGAAGAUCCCAUGUUGAAGAUGCUACAAGCCAUGAUGGGAGGGGCUGAUGGUGUCUCUGAUCCAAAUGCUCCCGGGGGAGGAAUGGGUGGUAUCCCCGGCAUGUCUCCCGACGACAUAUCAAAGAUGACAGGACUGCCCUCCUUUCUGACCAGCAUGUUUAUGGGAAGCCAAAAGGCACCGCCAACGCAAGCGGAAAUGCGAGCGACCAGGCUGUGGAAAAUAGUGCAUGUUGUUUUCGCCAUUUUUGCAGGGCUCUAUCUAGUCUUCUGCAUCAACACCGCGACCGAGACAUUUGGCGAGAAUCCUCCGGCUCCAGCAACUUUCCAGAACCCUUUCAUAGUGUUCGCGACCGGCGAACUGCUGGUUCAAGGGAGUAGGGUCCUUACAAGUGGCCAUUCGGACAAAAGCGGGAUUGGUCUGUGGAUACAGAUGCUCAGGGAAUUUGUCGGGGACGGCGCAAUCGUGGUCUUCAUGUUAGGCAUAGCGUCCUGGUGGAAAGGAAGUAUAUAAUCACACUCCGUAGUGGAACAGAGAUCUGGAUCCCGGCAAUGUGUCCGGCGGGAGUCUGCACAAAGGCGAACUAUUCCGUAAUUUUAAAUGUGUG